AGAAUGUUGAGCUACACGGCUACUGUCAUCCUUACCUGCAUCAGGUUCUUCGUCACUCUCCCGUAUCAACGCCUCUUGAUCUACAACACCGUCCAACCAGCACAAGAGAUCAAGAAGCUUGCUUCUUCUGGCUUUAAAACCGGUACGACCGAGCGGGCCAAGUUGUGGAUUGUGAUCGCAGCAUGGCGGCAACGGAAACGAGACGAGCUGCAGUUCGUGGCCGUAGCGGCCACCGUCAUGACGGCGAUCAUCACGGCCUCCUUCUCUUGGCCCAACGUUCUUAGUUCGCACUGGACCGGCCCCGCGUUCUGGUAUGCAUCGCUAUCGCUAUGCAUAUCCGCCAUCUUCCUCUCAUCGCAGCAACUGUCGCUACUUUCGCUCAUCGAGAAUAAGGAUGCUUCGGAGUCCAACGUCGAUAAACCAGAAUGCGAGAGGCCAUCCGCUACUCUCACCAUACGGCGACAUCUCCGCCAGAUACUGAUCGAAAAGAUUGAAGUGACACAGAAGAAGAACAACGAUAAGCCUGAACUGCACACGGGGGAGAAGUCGUCGAUGGUUAUGACAACCGGGAGCGUCGGAGCUGGUGGCCGUCUUGGUGCCGGCCGUUUCAAGCCCACUGACAUUGAGGCACAACACGAAGCAGGCGACGAACAGCUGACAGCUCCUAGCUCGACGCGAUGGACGUUCAGUUGGAGAGUGAUGUUCGUGUGGCAAUGUCCAAUAAUGCUUAUUGCAUAUUCGACCGUUUUCUACAUGGUUGGCUUGUUUGUCGUCGUGUGCACUCCGGUUUUGGAGGUCAGGAAGUGGGGGCUCGACUCCUAUGUGGCGGUUGUGUACAUGGCUUCUUUGGGGGUAUCGGUGUGGCUGUUUGGUUUCUGUUCAUAUGGCGCCUACGAUUACAUCCAUGAUAAUCAUGGCCCAGGGCGGCAUUUGCUGGAUGAGCUGGCGCAGCGCAUAAGCAUCCUUUCAAACGGGGUAAUUCCUAAGCAGAAGAAGACGAAUGUAUCAGCGUAGUAGCACAGCAGCUGGGAAAAACUAGACUGAGGAAACGGAUCGGAUUUUGCACAAGGGAGGGGGGUUGGCUUCGAUGUGGCACCUGAUAGCUUUCCUAAAAGAGUCAAUUGUCCAGAACCGCCGUUGAAUUUACAGACAGCUUCCAUCUGUGUUCGUAAGGGUCAAGACGGAGCCUCGUGUAUUGCUUUCGUACCCAUUGGCAGCAUCUGGGUGGGUGAUAACUGAAUAUUACAAAGCUGGGUCUCUAUGACGAGGCAGGUUCAGCGAGCUGGGGGUGGUUUCCGAUCCCGUUGGUACAGUCGAGUCCGAAUCAGGUGAAAGCAAUGUGAACAUCAAGGGUUAAGUGUUCGUUGGUGGAUGUAUGGCGACUGUUUCGAUAGUAAACCGAAGUUGAUGGGGAGAUGCCGUAAUCGUGGGCGUUUCGAGCUCCGGUUCAGGAUGAAAACAGGAGGAAG
Messenger RNA from Neurospora tetraspora, 1469 nucleotides. RefSeq lists its product as uncharacterized. The record is from RefSeq and is a predicted model, not a curated record. NCBI's taxonomy places the organism in Eukaryota, Fungi, Ascomycota, Sordariomycetes, Sordariales, Sordariaceae. The transcript is spliced from 3 exons. Bases 4 to 1014 code for a protein of 336 amino acids.